Messenger RNA from Leptopilina boulardi, 1565 nucleotides. RefSeq names its product presenilins-associated rhomboid-like protein, mitochondrial (gene rho-7). The transcript is spliced from 8 exons. Gene Ontology annotation, molecular function: serine-type endopeptidase activity. The record is from RefSeq and is a predicted model, not a curated record. Bases 420 to 1421 code for a protein of 333 amino acids. NCBI's taxonomy places the organism in Eukaryota, Metazoa, Arthropoda, Insecta, Hymenoptera, Figitidae. Gene Ontology annotation, cellular component: membrane.
GAAUUAAAUUCCAUACUCAACUGAUAUUAAAUUAUACACAAUAAAUAAAUAAUCAAAUAAAAAAAGUGAAGGAUAAAAGAAGAAUACAAUUUUUCACCGGAUCAUUUUCAUAAGAAACAUAACCUAGUUAGUAGACCAUCAAUUGCCGAGUGACGUCGUCCUUUCUGUUACAAAUAUUUAGUUUCUGAUUUUAUUUUUUAAUUAAUAAAAAAUAAUUCAAUUGGAAAUUUAAUUAACACUUCAAUUGUAAAUAAGAAAUUAAAGAAAAGCACUGUCAUUUGUUAUAUUUUUCUUAUAGUAAAAAUUAAAAGAUGUAUAACAUAUUGGAAUGAUGAAAUUUUUAGUAUUUUUAUAAAUACAAAAAAAAGUAAUGUGAAUUUAAGUGAACAUAUAUUGUUUUAAAUUAUAUAUUAUUCUAUAUGGCGACAAGAAUUUGGUUGCGUCUCAAUGAUGCAACAAAUAAAUGUUUUUUUAACAAUGUACAGUAUCGUAGGCCGAAUAUUCAACUAUGCAGAUCAUUUAAACCUGUUAGAAAUUUCAAAUUUAGAGAAGUGGAAAAAGAGGCGCCGGUAGAAUUUAAUAAUAAUGGACCGGUAUCUUACCGAUUUUGGAAAACUUUUGGUUUCACUAUGAUGUUUAGCGGAACUUGCAUAGUAGGAGCAACAAUUUGGGAAUAUGAGAACAUUCGUCGAAAGACCUAUAAUAUAAUUAAUUUUAUGAAACAUCGUCAAGUUCCUAAACGAGGUUUUAGAGCACAGGCCGAACAAUGGUGGAGAAGUUUGAGUCCUGGUGAAAAAAUUUUCAUACCUAUUUGCUUUUUAAAUGUUCUCGUUUAUCUCGCAUGGAAAGUUCCAUCAUUUCGUAAAACCAUGGGACUUUAUUUUACUGCCAGUCCUGUUUCCAGUAAAGUGGGCCUUCCAUUAUUAUUGUCAACAUUUUCCCAUGAUUAUUUUCUUCAUUUAGCUGUAAAUAUGUAUGUUCUUCAUAAUCUCUGUGAAUUUUCUGUUCAAUCACUUGGUACAGAGCAAUUUAUGGCAAUGUAUUUAAUUAGUGGAGUUUUUGGAAGUUUUUUGAGUCAUUUAUAUAAAGCAACAUUGUGGCGAACAACUGCAUCAUUGGGAUCUUCUGCUGCCGUUAUGGGUGUACUUGCAUACACUUGUAGUCAAUUUCCUUCAUUACAAUUCAGUUUAAUUUUCCUUCCUAUGUUUAAAUUUACAUCAAGUCAGGCAAUUCAAGGAGUAAUUGCUCUAGAUUUAAUUGGCGCUAUUAUGAGAUGGAGGUUUAUUGAUCACGCAGCGCAUCUUGGAGGAGCAUUCAUUGGAAUAUUAUGGGCAAAGUGGAUUAAUGAAAAUAUUUGGUUACAACGUAAACCUCUUUUAACAAUGUGGCAUAAAUUCCGAGAACCACCACGAUCUAAUUAAAGAGAUAAAAAAAAAAUUAAAACUUUCGUUACUAUGGAAAAAUUCUAAUAGAAUUUUUUUUUGUUCGCUAAUUUCAAAAACAAAACAUUACACAAAAUCAUUUAUACAUAUAGAGAAAAUAAAAAUAAUAUAUGUUUGAUUAAA